AAAACAACCAGACCCAGGAGAAGAAGAUGGAGGAAGCAGAAGAGGAUGACAUGACAUGUGGAGACUUGGGAAACGGACUUGGGAGAAGACCUGCAGGUGUUUAUGAAGGGGAAAAUUUACAAAACUCCUAUUCAUUUAGACCUAGGAAGGGAUCUGGAAAGGUUUGCAAUUCCCUCUUGUCAGCAAAGAGAGUGGAAGAAAGUGAUGCUGCAGCUCUUCCCGGUUCAAAGCGAAACAGUUUUUACGAUGGAUCAUCCAAAAAGCCUGUUACUAGUUCCACACGACAAAGUAGCUGUGAAUCUAAUACUGAAGUGUCAAAUGAAGAACUAAAGCAACAACUUCAGGAAGCUCUAGAGGAAGUUGAAAUUUUGAAAGUUGAGCUUGAAGCAUCUCAAAGACAGCUUGAAGGAAAAGAUGAAGCCCUAAGAAUUCUGCAGAGCAUGGCAGUAUUUAAUAAAGCCACUAGUCAUACAAAAGCAAUGCUUCAAAAAACUGAGGAAGAGAAGAGAACUUUAGAAAAGGAAAUAAAUAUUUUGCAAUGGGAAAUUGAAUUUGAUCAGGAUAGAUUUAAAAACAUAGAAGACACAUGGACAGAAAAAUAUGACAGGAUAUAUUGUGAAAAUGCAGCUCUUAAAGAAGCACUGAAACUGAGAACAGAAGAAGUUAAAACUCUUAAAGCUGAAAAUGCAAUCCUGAAUCAGCAGUGCUUGGAAUUUCUGGCAAUGCUAGAUGUGAAACAACAGAAGGUUGUUCAGGAAAACAUGUCCUUGAAUAAAAGUGACAUUACAGAUUUUACAGGUCUUGAACUGGCAGUUCUUGGAGCCUGCACCUGCAAUACUGCUGGAGGGCAGCCUUGUCCCUGUGCUAAAACGGCAGCUGUAACUCGAAAGCAACUUCUUCAUCUCAAGCAAGAGAUUGAAAAUCUGAAGAAGAGUAAAGAUGAAGCUUAUAUAAUGGCAGAUGCCUUCAGAAUUGCAUUUGAGCAGCAGCUAAUGCAGAGGAAGGACCAAGCCCUGAGGCUUGCAGAAGUGAUAAAGAUUAAGAAGGAAACGAAAUUUAUAAACUGGAGACGUCUGAAAGACGAUGGGCAUGUCAAGUUACAAGGGAACAAGAACAGUCUGGGGCAAAAACUAUCCAGCCUGCUCUCAUCAGAUGUGGACUGUAGGAAGGUUGAAGAGCUCGACAAUCCUCAUGAAAUCCUGAAGAUGUUAAUAGAUUUGGUAAAUGACAAAGAGGAGGCUCUGGCUCAUCAAAGAAAGGUUAGUUACAUGCUGGCUCGUGCAAUGGAGAUGAAAGAGGAUGUUUUGGAACAGGAUAGAGGAAAUGGCACGCUGGGGAGUCGUCAGUAUGAAGCCCAGGGGUCAUCGGGCCCCAUACAUGCCUGCUGCCAAAACCUCCGUUCUCAAAACAGUAUUUCUUCAGUUCCCAGUGCAAAAACAUUUGAAAAUCCGGUAAAAAUGCUUCGAAAGUCACACUCCUGGCCGUCCGAGGCUACACACUGUGAAGAAAAUCCACGUGGAAAAGCAGACGAAACUGUAGUGAUCUCUAUAUAG
Gymnogyps californianus (California condor) is the source of this 1553-nucleotide messenger RNA. It is a transcript of the gene CCDC125, whose product is annotated as coiled-coil domain containing 125. Bases 27 to 1553 code for a protein of 508 amino acids. The transcript is spliced from 11 exons. NCBI's taxonomy places the organism in Eukaryota, Metazoa, Chordata, Aves, Accipitriformes, Cathartidae. The record is from RefSeq and is a predicted model, not a curated record. Gene Ontology annotation, biological process: negative regulation of cell motility; negative regulation of Rho protein signal transduction. Gene Ontology annotation, cellular component: cytoplasm.